CUGCUAACGUGACGGAUAAAUAAAUAGAUGGAAAAUAAGAAUAUUUAACGAGAAUAAUUGCCUACGGGAUGACGAGAAAGUUUGACGGUAAGUUUCGUUAGUCAGCUGUGAGGAGGCAAGAUGAGGAGCUGGAGCUUGUGGGCAUUUCUUCCCAUAUGCUUUUCAUUAUGCACCGCCAUUGGACUCAUACUUGUGUAUUUCAUCGCUCGACAAUAUGACACCAUAACCUCUUUGGGUUGGCAGAGCAGUAAUAAUCAGAGAUCUCCACCGUAUAUAAGUAUCGCAGGCGAUCAACCUCCCGCUAGCUGUGUCUUCAGUCAAGUUAUGAAUAUGGCAGCUUUUAUGGGAUUCCUCAUCGGGUUCCUCAGAUACCUCCAGCUGAAGCCCAAAGUACGCAAGCCUUGGCUGAACAUAGCCAGCCUGAUCACCUUCUCUUUGGCCUCCUUUGGGAUGACACUAGUGGGCAACUUCCAGUUCUCCAAUGACGAGGCCGUUCACAACGCUGGCACCAGCCUGACCUUUGGCCUGGGCACGGUGUUCUGCUGGCUGCAGUCCAUCGCCACCCUCAGACUCAAUCUGAGGAACGAGGGAAGACGCUUGGGCAUCAUUCGCUUCGUGCUGUCGGCGGCCAUCACCCUGAGCGUGCUGCUCUUCUUCUCCCUCAUGUUGCGGGGUCAUCAUCUCCACGGGGCGCGAACGCAGUGGUGCCUGGUCAUGUUCCUGCUGGCCUUCAUCGGCACGUUAUCUGUGGAGUUCCGCCACUUCAACUUCGAUGUCGUCUGCAUGGAGCACCAAGAGCCGCCCGUCACCCUGUCGGACAGGUUCUCUGUGGUGUCGGAGAAUCACCCCGGUACCACGAUGCAAACACAGGAUCACCCUGGCUACUUUUGAGUCAAAUAAG
This is a messenger RNA of Gadus chalcogrammus (walleye pollock), 901 nucleotides long. It is a transcript of the gene tmem150c, whose product is annotated as transmembrane protein 150C. The record is from RefSeq and is a predicted model, not a curated record. NCBI's taxonomy places the organism in Eukaryota, Metazoa, Chordata, Actinopteri, Gadiformes, Gadidae. The transcript has 8 exons. Bases 121 to 891 code for a protein of 256 amino acids.